This is a messenger RNA of Protobothrops mucrosquamatus (brown spotted pit viper), 678 nucleotides long. RefSeq names its product peflin-like. The coding region runs from base 53 to 526 and encodes 157 amino acids. Gene Ontology annotation, biological process: COPII vesicle coat assembly. Gene Ontology annotation, molecular function: calcium ion binding. The transcript is spliced from 3 exons. The record is from RefSeq and is a predicted model, not a curated record. NCBI's taxonomy places the organism in Eukaryota, Metazoa, Chordata, Lepidosauria, Squamata, Viperidae.
GAAGGGCGUACCCGCGCGACAAGGAGGACGGGGGGCGAGCGACGAAGAUUCCAUGGCGGCCAGUUACCCGUAUGGACAGGGCUUCCCUGGAAAUGCAGGACAGGCUCCAGGAGCUCCUCAAGGCAGCUAUCCUGGUGGACAGUAUGGAGGUGGACUGCCUUCCGGGGGAUCAUAUGGGAGCCCAGCACCUGGAGGCCCAUAUGGACCACCACCACCCAGUGGAGGACCCUAUGGAUACCCUUCCUCUGGCCCUCCGGGUGGAAUGUAUGGGGGUGGCCCCGUCCCAGGAGGGUCAUAUGGACAGCCUACUAAUCCCUAUGGUGCUCCCCAACCUGGGCCCUAUGGGGCAGGUGGUCAUGGAGGCCACAUUCCCCCCGGUGUGGAUCCAGAAGCUUUCUCUUGGUUCCAGACUGUAGAUGCUGACCACAGUGGAUACAUCACAACUAAGGAGCUCAAGCAGGCCCUUGUCAACUCCAAUUGGUCUGCUUUCAGCGAUGAUACUUGCUUGAUGAUGAUGAGUAAGUAAUGAGUAAUUCUUUUGGGGUAAAAGAAUUUAUACUCAGCGUGGUGAAAAGCAUGUGGGGGCCCUGUAAUACUGUAGGUCUGAUUCUCCAUCAAGAGUUUCUGGAGCUAUUCUCUACUAGGAUGAGGCCGUCAGAAGAUCAAGUACAUCCGCUC